This is a messenger RNA of Budorcas taxicolor (takin), 393 nucleotides long. It is a transcript of the gene SLC51B, whose product is annotated as solute carrier family 51 subunit beta. Bases 1 to 393 code for a protein of 130 amino acids. Gene Ontology annotation, biological process: bile acid and bile salt transport. The transcript is spliced from 3 exons. NCBI's taxonomy places the organism in Eukaryota, Metazoa, Chordata, Mammalia, Artiodactyla, Bovidae. The record is from RefSeq and is a predicted model, not a curated record. Gene Ontology annotation, molecular function: transmembrane transporter activity; protein heterodimerization activity. Gene Ontology annotation, cellular component: plasma membrane.
AUGAGCUACAGCGAGGGGCUAACUGGAGCCCCACCCAUCAGCGAGGUGCCUCUGGAGCUGCUGGAAGAAGUGCUUUGGCUUUUCCGAGUAGAGGAUGCAACUCCUUGGAAUAUGUCCAUGUUCGUCCUGGCGGCCUUGGUGGUCAUAAUAAGCUUCAUCCUCUUGGGAAGGAACAUCCAGGCAAACAGAAAUCAAAAGAAGCUGCCACCGGAAAAACAAACUCCAGAAGUCCUGUACUUGGCUGAGGGUGGAAACAAAGAUGAGAACAACCUGACCAUCCUAACAGAGACUCUGCUCUCUGAAAAGCCAACUUUGGCCCAGGGAGAAAUGGAGGCAAAAUACAGGGAUGUGCCACUGGUCCAUCUUCCAGACCCACAAGAAUCUGAAAGCUAG